This is a messenger RNA of Lodderomyces orthopsilosis Co 90-125, 1896 nucleotides long. RefSeq names its product Emp70p (gene EMP70). The coding region runs from base 1 to 1896 and encodes 631 amino acids. Gene Ontology annotation, biological process: protein localization to membrane; vacuolar transport. Gene Ontology annotation, cellular component: endosome; fungal-type vacuole membrane. The record is from RefSeq and is a predicted model, not a curated record. The transcript has a single exon. Lineage: Eukaryota; Fungi; Ascomycota; Pichiomycetes; Serinales; Debaryomycetaceae.
AUGCUAAAUUUGCUUUUAUUUGCACUAACGCUUCUUGGUUUGAGUAAUGCAUUUUACUUACCUGGAGUUGCGCCAACCGACUAUAAAGAAGGCCAAUCAAUACCAUUACUUGUGAAUCAUUUAACACCUACGUUACAUCAUGCAUCAUCAGCCAAAGGAACCACAUCAACAUAUGUAUACUCGUAUGACUAUUACUAUCCAAAGUUCCAUUUCUGUAAACCAGAGGGAGGCCCAGUAAAACAACUGGAAUCAUUGGGAUCAAUCAUUUUUGGGGAUCGUAUUUUCAACUCACCUUUCCAAAUUGAAAUGUUGAAGGACGUUCAAUGUAAGAAGUUGUGUACUUCGACAUAUCCAAAAUCUGACUCGGUAUUUGUUAAUAGAAACAUCAGAGCUGGAUAUAGCUACAACUGGCUUGUUGAUGGAUUACCCGUUGCAAAAAUUAUUAAAGAUUUGAGAACAGAUUCGCAAUUCUACGGAACUGGUUUUGAUAUUGGAGCUAUUGAUGGUGACAGCAAGGCUGUAUUAUUCAACCACUUUGAAUUAACUAUCAAGUACCAUGAAAAGGGUGAUGGUAAAAAUUAUAGAGUUGUUGGUAUUACUGCUACAACUGAGUCGAUGGAUAGAUCUGCGCUACCAGAGGAUUCACCAGCAGAGACCUUGUGCUCUACAGAUUUAAAAGAUGUCUACUUGGAUAAAGAAAAAGAUACACCUGUGUUGUUCACCUACUCAGUUAAAUUCGAAAAGAGUGAUAUUGCAUGGGCAACAAGAUGGGAUCAAUACUUGCAUGUUUAUGAUCCAAAAAUCCAAUGGUUUUCCUUAAUCAACUUUUCUUUGAUAGUAUUGAUUUUGGGUAUUGUUAUUGCCAAUAUUUUGAUUAGAACUUUGAAAAAUGAUAUUGUCAAGUAUAAUGAAGUUAAUUUGGAUGAUGAUAUCACCGAUGAAAGUGGAUGGAAAUUAGUUCAUGGUGAUGUAUUUAGACCACCACCACAAAGAUUAUUGUUAUCAGUUCUUGUUGGAAGUGGUGCACAAAUUUUCUUUAUGAUUUUCGUCACUAUCUUCUUUGCCUUGUUUGGGUUGUUAUCACCAUCAAACAGAGGAGCAUUGUCGACAUUUUCCUUUAUUCUUUACAUUUUGAGUAGUUUUGUGUCGUCAUAUGUUUCCGGUUACUUAUACAGGUUCCUUGGUGGUGACAAUUGGAAAUUGAAUUUACUCCUAACCCCAGUCCUUGUUCCAGGUAUUUUAUUCGCCGUGUUUGUGUUUCUCAACUUCUUCUUAAUCUCGGUUGAUUCAUCCGGUGCUAUUCCAGUUGGUACAAUGGUUGCUAUUGUUGUCAUUUGGUUCGUCAUUUCUAUUCCAUUAUCCGUUGUUGGAUCUAUCAUCGCAUCAAAGAGGCCAUUAUUGGAUGUCCCAGUUAGAACUAACCAAAUUCCAAGACAAAUUCCCCAACAACCAUGGUAUUUGAAAUCGAUUCCUGUUACCCUCAUUAGUGGUAUUUUCCCAUUUGGUUCAAUUGCUGUGGAGAUGUAUUUCAUCUAUUCAUCUUUAUGGUUCAACAAGAUCUUUUACAUGUUUGGUUUCUUAUUUUUUUGCUUCCUUUUAAUGAUUAUGACUACGGGUUUAAUCACUGUGCUUAUGGUGUACUACACUUUAUGUUCAGAGAACUAUAAAUGGCAAUGGAGAUCUAUGUUUAUUGGUGGUGGAUGUGCACUUUAUGUAUUUAUCCAUUCAAUUUUCCUCACAGGAGGUGAAAAAUUAGCUGGAUUGACGUCGUUUGUGUUAUACACUGGAUACUCCAUUGUCAUUUCAUUAUUGGUGUUCCUUUGUUGUGCAAGUGUUGGAUUCAUCUGUAGUUUAUUCUUUGUUAGAAAGAUCUACGGACAAAUCAAGAUUGAUUAG